UCCCAAGAAGCCAGUGAGAGGAUUGGUGCAGGAAGCCCGAGCGGAGGGAGAAUGAAAGUCCUGCUGAACGGCCUGCUGCUGCUGCCCCUGCUCAUCCUCUGCUGCCUGGAGUCCCUCAUCAAGCUCUUCAUCCCCAAGAAGAGAAAGUCAGUCACCGGGGAAAUCGUGCUCGUCACCGGAGCUGGGCACGGGAUCGGAAGACUGACCGCCUACGAAUUCGCCAAACUUAAGGCCAAAUUGGUCCUCUGGGAUAUCAAUAAGCAUGGCAUCGAGGAAACCGCUGCCCAAUGCAAGAAACUCGGCGCCCAGGCUCAUUCCUACGUAGUAGACUGCAGCAACCGGGAGGAGAUUUAUAGCACGGCAAAGAAGGUGAAGGCAGAUGUUGGAGAUGUUAGUAUUUUGGUAAACAAUGCUGGUGUAGUCUACACAUCGGAUUUGUUUGCUACACAAGACCCUCAGAUUGAAAAGACUUUUGAAGUCAAUGUUCUUGCACAUUUUUGGACUACGAAGGCAUUUCUUCCCGUGAUGAUGAGGAAUAACUAUGGCCAUAUUGUCACUGUGGCAUCGGCAGCGGGCCACACCACCGUUCCCUUCCUUCUGGCUUACUGCUCAAGCAAGUUUGCUGCCGUUGGAUUUCAUAGAGCUCUGACUGAUGAAGUGGCUGCUUUAGGAAGACCUGGAAUCAAAACAACAUGUCUCUGUCCUAACUUCAUAAACACUGGCUUUAUCAAGAACCCAAGUACCAACUUGGGGAGCACUCUGGAACCUGAGGAAGUUGUCAGCAAGCUCAUGAAGGGGAUCCUGACGGAGCAGAAAAUGAUUUUUAUUCCAUCUUCUAUACAGUUUUUAACAGUACUGGAAAAGAUCCUUCCUGAGCGAUUCCUGCUAAUUUUGAAACAAAAACUCAACAUUAAGUUUGAUGCUGUUAUUGGAUAUAAAGGCAAAUAAUAAAAAGUACUUGAUUUUCUUGAAAAUGAAUUUAUCAGAUUUAAGAUGAUUUCAUUUAGUGUUAAGCAGAAUUUUAAUGGUGUA
Messenger RNA from Perognathus longimembris pacificus (Pacific pocket mouse), 1032 nucleotides. RefSeq names its product hydroxysteroid 17-beta dehydrogenase 11 (gene Hsd17b11). NCBI's taxonomy places the organism in Eukaryota, Metazoa, Chordata, Mammalia, Rodentia, Heteromyidae. The transcript has 7 exons. Bases 52 to 948 code for a protein of 298 amino acids. The record is from RefSeq and is a predicted model, not a curated record. Gene Ontology annotation, cellular component: lipid droplet. Gene Ontology annotation, molecular function: oxidoreductase activity, acting on the CH-OH group of donors, NAD or NADP as acceptor.